AUGUGUCAAUUAUGCAUUUUUCUUAUAGUAUGUGGGGAUGUUCACAUUACAAUAUUUGAAGUACGACGAGGUCUUGAUAUGAAAUUAUAUGCAUCUUGUGAAGUUAUCCUUGGCUCAAUCAUAUAUGCUCCAAUGCCAUUAACAAAUAAUAUAACCACAACACCAUCAUUACCGGUUCGAUUUCCGUAUCUUCGUGAAGUUCAUGGAUAUAUGCUAUUAGGUUAUUCAUUAGUACGCUCGUUUUCUUUAAUGUUUCCACGUUUAUCGAUUAUUCAUGGCCGGGUUCUCUAUCAUGGUUAUGCACUCAUUAUCAUGGAGAAUUUACAAUUAGAUGAAUUAGGUUUAACAUCAUUGAUUAAUAUUCGUCGAGGCAAUGUUAUUAUUGCGCGCAAUGCUCAAUUGUGUUAUGCAAAUUCUAUUCGUUGGCAUGAUAUAAUUGAAAGUCCAAAAGCACAAGUUAUAUUACGACAAAAUCGAGAUGAUUGUGCAAUUUGUCCAACAUGUCCAUCGGCAUGUUGGUCACCAACACAAUGUCAACAACAAUGUUCAGUACAUUGUAAAGGAAACUGUUUAUCUGAAGCGAUCUGUUGUCCAGAUCAAUGCGUUGGCGGUUGUUAUCAAAAUUCAACAUCAAAAAAUUUAAUUUGCCAUGCUUGUAAACAUAUGAGAAUUUAUGAAACAGGUCAAUGUGUUCAAAAAUGUCCAUCAGAUAUGCUUAAGGUUAUCGAUUCUUUAUGUGUAAAACAUCAAGAAUGUAAAUCAUUUUUCAUGGGUUAUGGCUUUAUACUAGAUGAAAAUAAUGAAUGUGUAUCAACGUGUCCAUCGGGCUUUGACAUAAAAUUAGAUACAUCUUGUGUCCGUUGUAUGUCAGCACCAGAAAAUGAUUAUUGUCAAGGUGCAUGUCGAGAACAACAUAUUCGUUCGAUAAGCGAUUUUCAUUUGCUAAGAUAUUGCUCACGUAUUCAUACAUUAAAUAUUUAUAAUAUAGCUGCACUCGAAUCAACUGAAACCAAUUUAGCAGAUGUAUUUACUGCAUUUGAAUCUCUUGAACAAAUCGAUCAUGAAUUUACCAUACAUAAUGUAAAUAUAUUUUCAAGUUUAAGUGUUUUUUCUAAACUUAAACGUAUUGGUAUAACAUCGAAUGCAACCAUAACUAUUGAAGAAAAUGAUUUUUUAACUGAAUUAUGGUUGCCAGCUCAUCCGCCACCUGUCAUUCAAGGAAGUUUAAACAUUGUUCGAAAUGCUCGUCUUUGUUUAAAACGUAUUGAAGAAUUUAUUAAUCAUACUAUUGCAAAAGAAAAAGAUUUACAAAUUACACAAAAUACUUAUAACGAAUAUGCUAAUGGAUAUUUGGCAUCAUGCGAAUCAAAUCUAUUGACAUUAACUGUUAAUAACAUACGUUCAUUAACAGCACAAGUUACUGUUGCAAUACCAAAAGAAUUAUUUUUUCAACCAGGCGAUAGAGCCGAUUAUUUACGUCGACCAUUUUUGUCUGUUUAUUACAAAGCGACAAAUACAAAAAAUGAAACUCAUUUUGAUCAAACACAAUCACGUAAAUGGCUACGAAUCGUUGAAAAAGUCAAUUAUAAUCCAUCACCAAGCGGUGGUUCAUUUACAAUGAUUGUUGAAUUAUCAUCACUUCUUGGUGCAACAUAUUAUGCUAUUUAUGCAUCGAUAACUUCGAAUGUGAACACUGUUGGUCUAUAUUCAACAAUUGGUUAUUUUCACACAUUACCACGUCAUCCUGAACCAGUACUUAAUUUACGUGGUGAAUCAGUAUCUCGUUCGGCUAUUGAAUUAAUGUGGCAACCGCCAUCGAAACCCAAUGGUGACAUUACUAUCUAUCUUAUAUAUUAUGCACCUAUCGAAGAUCGAUUACCAGUCGAUAAUUACAAAUUACUUUGUUUAAUGAAAGAUCGUUGGCGUUCUGAAGAAGCGGUUCCAAAUCCUGAAUUAAAUAACAGUAGUUCUAAUCGAUGUCCAAGACAUAAAUCCAAAUAUAGCAAUGGAAAUAAUGAUGAUUAUUAUGAAGAAUUUGAAGAAAAUACUGGUAUUGAUCAAGUUGUAACUGAUUUAGCUAUACUUGAACAUCAACUUAUUAAUUCUGUAACCGAACGUAAAGAUCCAUUAAUAAUACGUGCAGAUUUAAAAGAUACAAUUAUUAGUGACUUAGAUCAUUAUUUCGAAGAUAAAAGUAGUUCAAUACACGAGCAAUAUAAACCUGACUUAUUCAAUGAAGAAAAGUCCGCUGAACACUCGCCACAUAUCAAUGAAUUUAAUCGUACAACACCGAAUACAAGUAUUAUAAUUACUGGUUUAAAACAUGCACAAAUGUAUAUGUUUCAAAUAUAUGCGUGCCAUGAUAUUAUUACAGAAACAAAAUCGAGCGCAUGUAGUACCAAUGGAAUAAUUAUUUCUGUUCGAACAAAACCCGGUGAUCGAUCACUAGAUUUAGUACGUGAAGUAAAAUUAACUUCAUCGAUUGAUAGUGCACUACGAUCAACAAGAGAUUUGAAAACAGUUGAUUAUCAUAUAUCUUGGCUUGCACCAUUGACACCCAAUGGACUUAUUUAUUUUUAUACAAUCUUUAUUGAUCAACAUAAUCAUGAUGGACCUAAAGAUGAACGUUGUGUUGGACAUAAUGUACAUAUGGUUAAUGUUUCUCUAUUGCCACGAACAAGAUAUCGUUUAAGAAUAACUACAUAUACGAUAUCUAGACUUUAUAAUGAAUAUGAAGAUAAGAAACAAUUAAUGGAUGAAUCCGAUUUAGCAAAUAUAACAAAUUCAUAUUAUCAAAAAGUUUUCAUAACUGAUGAUUUACCAAGACGUGAAAUAACUCGUCAAAGCCGUUUGACAAUGCUCAUAUUAGUAACUGGUUCAUUGGCUUUAUUAUUAAGUCUUGUGUUCGGUGCACCAUAUUAUUAUUAUAAAUAUGCUCGAAAUGAUUCAAAAGCCUCGAUUUCCAAAAAUCCAAAUUAUGAACUAUAUACACCUGAUCAAUGGGAAAUUGAUAAAGAUUCAGUGACAUUAAGUAAAUUGAUUGGUCAAGGACAUUUCGGCCAAGUAUAUCAAGGCGUAAUUAAAGUAUCAGAUGGAACAUUAAGACCGUGCGCUGUCAAACUUCGAACAACGCAUCCAACAGAUUUAUUACAAGAAGCAUCUAUAAUGAAACAAUUUCAAUGUUACCAUGUUAUUCAGUUGUAUGGUAUUUGCUCACGUAUUCGACCACCCUAUGUAGUUAUGGAGCUAAUGGAACAUGGAGAUUUAAAAAAUUAUCUUUAUCAACAUCGACAAUCUGAAUUAAAUCCAAAUGAUUCAACAUUAUCCGAAUCAGCAAUGAUACAAUUAGCAUUAGAUGUUGCUGAUGGGAUGUAUUAUUUAUCUGAUCAAAAAUUUGUUCAUAGAGAUUUAGCAGCAAGAAAUUGUCUUGUCAAUGGCAAUCAUACAUGCAAAGUUGGAGAUUUUGGUUUAACCCGUGAUAUUUAUGAAACUGAUUACUAUCGACGUGGUGGUCGAAGUUUUCUUCCAAUAAGAUGGAUGGCACCGGAAAGUUUAAGAGAUGGACGUUUCGAUACUGUAUCAGAUGUUUGGUCAUUUGGUGUUCUACUUUGGGAAAUAGCAACAUUGGCUGAACAACCCUAUCAAGGAUAUGGUAAUGAAGAAGUUGUACAUUAUGUUCGAUAUGGAAAUAUUACUCUUGAACGUCCACCGAAUUGUCCAGAAAUUUUACAUAAACUAAUGCGAGCUUGUUGGACAUUUCCACCCGGUGAUCGUAUAUCAUUUCGAUCUAUUGUUGACGAAUUGGUUAUCUAUGAAAAUGAUGAUUUUCGUUCACAUGCAUAUUAUCAUACACAGCCAAUGUUAAAACGACAGUUGAGCUCACUUAAUAGUAGUCACAAUGAUGAAGAAGAACUUUUGAUAAUGGGCAAAAACGAUGGCAAUGAUGACACUGAAGAACAUACAUAG
Messenger RNA from Rotaria socialis, 3966 nucleotides. The record is from the annotation of a GenBank genome assembly. NCBI's taxonomy places the organism in Eukaryota, Metazoa, Rotifera, Eurotatoria, Philodinida, Philodinidae.